ACUGUCAUCUCUAACAAAGUGUUGCUGUCAUACCUAAAUUGAAUAGGCACGACCGAUUUUCUUGAAAUUUGAAACAAUUAAAUAAUAUGUCCAGUUAUAUUGCCAGAAAAGGACCGGCUAUUUUCUCAAACUUGGGAAAAUGGGCUUACAACCUGUCUGGAUUCAACCAAUACGGUCUUCUUCGCGAUGAUUGUCUAUAUGAGAAUGAGGACGUGAAAGAGGCCGUGCGUCGAUUGCCCCGCAAGCUGUAUGACGAGCGCAAUUACCGCAUUAUGCGUGCCCUGCAUCUGUCGAUGACCAAAACAAUUCUACCGAAGGAGCAGUGGACCAAGUACGAGGAAGAUGUUAAGUACUUGGAGCCCUAUCUCAACGAGGUGGUAAAGGAACGCGAGGAGCGCGAGGACUGGAACAAAAACCAUUAGAUUUUCACACUAGCUGGACUUGUAAAUGUUAAAAUACAUAGUGUAGAUUAAACCAAUUUGCAGUCAA
Drosophila bipectinata is the source of this 489-nucleotide messenger RNA. RefSeq names its product Ubiquinol-cytochrome c reductase 14 kDa subunit (gene UQCR-14). The record is from RefSeq and is a predicted model, not a curated record. Gene Ontology annotation, biological process: mitochondrial electron transport, ubiquinol to cytochrome c. NCBI's taxonomy places the organism in Eukaryota, Metazoa, Arthropoda, Insecta, Diptera, Drosophilidae.